This is a messenger RNA of Brassica napus (rape), 1013 nucleotides long. Its product is annotated as B3 domain-containing protein At5g18000. The record is from RefSeq and is a predicted model, not a curated record. Gene Ontology annotation, molecular function: DNA binding. The transcript has 4 exons. The coding region runs from base 126 to 899 and encodes 257 amino acids. Lineage: Eukaryota; Viridiplantae; Streptophyta; Magnoliopsida; Brassicales; Brassicaceae.
AAAUAAGAAAGGUCAUUUAGGGCUCUCUUGAAGGGUUUUCACCCCCAUAGAAACAGAGCACUAGAGAGAGGUUGUGAGACUGAAACAGUCAAGGAGGAGAAGAGGAGUUGAGUUGUCUUCCUGAGAUGGCUAGAAACAUAGCAUUUGGUAGGAUUCAAGAAGACAUGAACAAGACAAGCUUCUUCAAGAUUCUUGCAGAUGAAGAUCUUUCCUCUGAAUCCAUGAGGUUGAUUCCAAACGAGUUCUGGAGAAGUAGUGAAUGCAAGAAUCUCCCACCUAAGGUGACCUUAAAGGUGGCUUGGGGAAGUUCUUGGCCAGUGAAUCUCUCAACAUUCAUGGGAUGUUACCUUAUGGAGAGAAAGGGGUGGGACAAGUUUCUAAACGACAAUCACUUAGGAGACAACGAGUUUCUGACCUUCACUAACGAAGGAAACAAUUGCAUAACCGUUGACAUCUUCCAGAAGAAUUGUGUAGAGAUUCUCAAGCCACUAAACACUUCUUCUUCCAAUGUCAAGAAUGAAGAGAUGAGCUGUGUUGAUCCUGUAAUAGCUGAAUCUAAGAAGCAGAAAGUGGAUAGUAAUGUCUAUGGAGCUUCUUCAUCUUCUUCCUCUGCUGCAACAUUCAGUCUCACCAUCAAGAAAUCACAUCUCACACUGUUGUCCAUACCGGUAACUUUUGCAAAGGAGCACAUGCCAAAGGUGAGGACUAAGUUUGUCAUACAUGAUCCCAAGGGUAAGCCAUGGGAGGUGGUCUACGUUCCCAGUAAUGGAUCAAAGUUGUUUUCCAGCGGAUGGAGGUUUCUAGCAAAUGGCUACGGUUUAGCCGUUGGAGAUGUGUGCACUUUCAGACUCGUUAGACCCAAAGAGAUGGUUCUUGAAGUCUUACAUGCCUCUCCAUGAAGGAGUGUUUGAUUAAUAGCUCAUAAGUUUAGACUAGUUGAAGCUUUUGUUUCAUGCAACUUAGUGCUAUAGUUUUGGAUCUUUAUGAUUAAAUGAAACUGAUGCUUUUUUUUU